This is a messenger RNA of Menidia menidia (Atlantic silverside), 1407 nucleotides long. The record is from the annotation of a GenBank genome assembly. NCBI's taxonomy places the organism in Eukaryota, Metazoa, Chordata, Actinopteri, Atheriniformes, Atherinopsidae.
AUGCGUACGCACCUUUCUCGGAUCAGAACUGAAGAGCCCCCCUCCCCCCAACCCCACAACCCCGUUAAUAUCUUGUCAUGUAUUUCAACCGUUGCCAUGAAGGGCCCCAGCUCCAGAUGGGCUUUUUCACUGGGCUUCCUCAUAGGGGUCUGCAGCAUGUACUUCUUCCUGCACCAGGUGUGGUUUGAGCGAAGCUACCCAGUGCUGUCGGAAGCUCAGGAAAAAGCAAAACCGGUAGAGGAGAGGCCACUGACCUGGAGGAAGGAGGGAGCUGCUCUUAUCAACCUCCUUCACCCUCACCAUGCAGAUGAGGACAGCAGGGUGGCUGAUGCGCUGUACCAGAGGGUACGCGUUCUCUGUUGGGUGAUGACGGGUCCUCAUAACCUGCAGAGUAGGGCCCGCCAUGUCCGGGACACCUGGAGUCGGCACUGCAACAUCGUGCUAUUCAUGAGCUCCGUGGAAGACCCCGACUUUCCAACGGUAGGUUUGGAGACGAAGGAGGGCAGGGACAAGCUCUACUGGAAGACCAUCCGAGCUUUCCAUUAUGUCUACGAGCACCAUGCGAACGAAGCAGACUGGUUCUUAAAAGCGGAUGAUGACACCUUUGUGGUGGUGGAUAACCUUCGCUGGAUUCUGUCCAACCACACCCCUCAAGAACCCAUCUAUUUUGGUAAACGCUUUAAGCCUUACACCAAGCAAGGCUACAUGAGUGGGGGUGCAGGCUAUGUACUCAGUAAGGAGGCCCUGAAGAGAUUUGUGGAGGGUUUUCGGACCAAGGCUUGCACACACACCACCCCCGUGGAAGACCUUGCAAUGGGCCAGUGUUUGGAGAAGAUGGGAGUUCUGGCGGGGGACUCCAGAGACACGCUGCAUCGAGAAACUUUUCACCCGUUUGUGCCGGAGCAUCACCUGACCACUAAAUUCUCAAAGAGCUUCUGGUACUGGAGCUACUGUUACUACCCAAUAGUUGAGGCAAGUCCCUUCAUAUUUCUUACAUAUGAUACUUAUGGAAUGUACUGCAGGAGAACCAAUUGCUACGAAUGGCACGGUCCUCAGUGCUGUUCAGACCUGGCUGUGUCCUUCCAUUACGUGGAGGCAGAGCUCAUGUACACGCUGGAGUACUACACCUACCACCUGAGAGCUUUUGGCUACAAACCCCGCUAUCUGCCCUCUGCACCCCACAGCGCGACCGCCCCCCCACCCUCACAGACCGCCGCAAAAAAGGGGCACAAAGCAGCUCAGGAAGUGGCGGGUGGUUGGAAUCACACGGUCUCUGCUUUGCCAGUCAGUGGAAACAAAACGACACAUGAAUCAUAUUUGAAAAACAGUUUAGACUCCAACCUGACUGAGACUGGAACUGCGGUGUCACACCACAACCAUGAUGCAUUCACAGCCGGGUCUCCAUAG